Molecule: messenger RNA, 5674 nt
Organism: Neodiprion fabricii
Lineage: Eukaryota; Metazoa; Arthropoda; Insecta; Hymenoptera; Diprionidae
Gene: Golgin104
Product: coiled-coil domain-containing protein 186-like
Exons: 9
Coding region: 325-4212 (1295 amino acids)
Biological process (GO): vesicle cytoskeletal trafficking
Cellular component (GO): trans-Golgi network
Molecular function (GO): small GTPase binding
Source: RefSeq, a predicted model, not a curated record
CCCGAGCGAGUAAAAGUCGAACAGACACCACGCGCUCUACCGAGAACGUAGAAUGCAGAUAGUGUUGUCUCUUUCUUACGAGUACACUGUCUCAAAUGCUGGCGAACUCCGCGUACUUUACCGCAGUAAGCAACAUGGGAACGGGAAAUACAAGUGGGCGCAGUAUGUUUUAAGGUUACCACUUAUCUAUUUGAUAUCAAAUUUGUGCAAGGAAACAAGAAAAUGAUGUGCAAAACAUCUCGUAUAUCAUCCAAGAAGUUACAUUUCAAUUUAGGCUAAUUAAAUUAUUCGAUUACUUACGAGUGAAAUGCACCCAAGUGAAAAAUGGACGAAGUAGUAAUACAAUCGUUUGACAACAUUACUAGAGAUUCGGAAAAAUGUUUCGUUAAUGUGAAACCAGCUGACAUGGAUUCAAGUUUGCAAUGCGAUAAUGGUUCGAAAAAAGAAGAAGUCACUUCACCCACAAACGCAACAAAAGAUUCGUCAAACUACCUUGAUAACUCAUUGGUGAUGCCUGACGAUAAUUUGGAUGUACGGAAAGUACACAGUUCAAAUAAAAUCACAGAGGUAGCCAAUCAACGCCUUAAAAAUUUAUGUGGUCAUGAAUUAACCAGUCUAGAAAAUGAAGAUAUAUCAUCAACAUUUCAGCUUUCAUUAAUAAACAGCAGUGAAGAAGUGAAUUCAAGUACGGAUCUCACUCGGUUAAAAAAAUUUGAAAUGACAAAAGAAUUGACGAAUGACACUCUACUUACAAAUGACUCUGGAAAUAAUGAAGAAGAAAUUAACUUCAAUCAUACGCCUGAAAAUUCACCAAUCCAAUUACCUACUCCGAAAGCACUGCCUGAAGAUAAUUUUGAAAUAUCAUUGAACAGUACAGAUACUCCUGGAGUUGUGCCUGAUAAAAUGAAUAUUGGACAAACAAGUGAUGUAACACUAAAUAAGGAAGAUGCAAUAUGUCAGGUUCAGGACGACAAGAAACAAGUUAUUUGCAAUUAUCAAAGCAUGCUUUCUGAUAAUGACAGAGAGCAUACUAUUUUAAAUAACAGUGAUCAGAUGGCACACACAGUAUCGUCUCAACCAACAAGUCCACAGAGUUCAGCAAUUUAUUGUCACGGUCAGUCUGUAAAAUCAUCCGGUGACUUAAUUCACAGUGACCCUACUACUGAUUUAAGUACAAUACAUAACAUUAAUAAAUCCUCUCUUGCCAACGAUGCAAAGCUAGUGAAAUUCUCAGUAUCCUCUAAAUCAAUGAACAUACUGCAGUCAAAUGCUCAAUUUUUGAACAAAAGUAGGAACUUUCUGAAUUUCAUUACAGAAAAGUCAACAAAUAUUAUGGAGAAAACUUUGUUACCUCAAAAUUUAGCUGCUAAAUAUAACAACAUACUUAGAAUGACAGAGAACAACCCCACAGAUUAUAAAAAGUAUGUAGAAGGGAGUGGAACUAGUUUAAAUUCUGUAGGAAUGGAUCUAACACCGAAUGGUGACGAUAAAGCAGUGCACAACACUCAGGCUAGCUGCCAAAUUAUGUGUGAUGUAACAGAUGAGUCACAACAUAUAAACACCAGUAAUUUGUGUAACAGAGUGCAACAACAUGAAUCCACUGCGGAACAAUUUAGUAUUCAAGAUAAUUCUACGAAUGAAGAUGGAAAUUCAUUCCAUAACCAUUCCAUGAAAAAACAUGAGCCUGAUUCUACUAUUAUACCUCAAGAACAAGAAACUGAAACAUCAUUACCUUCCAAUGUACCUGCAGUUUCAACUUCCAAGAAUAGUAAACCAAGUCAUGAUCUUCAAAUGCCAAAUCGAAUUGUUGAGGAAUUGCUAAACAAUUUGGAAUUCAACAGUGCUCAAACAAAUCGAGAUACAGUUAGUUCAGUUAAUGUAACUAAUUCUCAUUUGCCUAAUAAAACAGUAGUAGCAAUGCAUGCACACAAUCUUAAUAUGCUGGAUGGGAUUGACAAUACUAAUUGCAGUAACUGUACGAGUAGCAUAGAAAUUAAUGAGCAACUGUUAAUGAAAGAGAACACAUCUGAUGAUGUAAUAUUAGUUACUCGAAAUAACAGCAAUUCUGAUACUUCACCUAGUUCACAAUCAGUGUCAAGUGAACAUUUCAGUCGGGAGCACGAAAGUGUUGAGCACAAUGCUGUUGAGAGCCAGAGAGAUAAAUUGAUUGAUCUCGGGUUGCUUGACCAGCCAGUUUAUGUGACUCUUGUAAGAGAUUAUCGCACUUUAAAGGAAGAAAACAGCAAGUUGUCAGAGACUGUGCUGAAGUUGGAAAUGGAAAACCAAAGAUUCGCUGCUGAAAACAGCAGUGAAUUAUAUGUUUUGCAGCUAGAAACUCUUGAAAAAACAAUUGAAAAACUGAGAAGUGAUUUGAGGCAAGCAACUGCUAAUCAGGAAGUACUUAAAAAAGAAUAUCUUCUCGCUAAUAAAGAAAAGGAAAGCAUGGUCAUGAAAUAUGCGAUUAGCGAAAAACAGCUUAUAGAGACGCAAAGAGCAAGAGAAUAUGCAGAACGUAAAAUCAAUGAGGCUUUUAAAGAACAAGAAUUACUACACACCAAGUUGAAACAAGUACAGGGUGAACGUACAAGAAUAUGCAACAUUCUAGAUGGAAAGUGUCACGAGCUAACAGAUGUUCAGAAAGAAGUGGAUCGAUUGAAAGAAGAAUUGAGCAUGCGAGAUGUUAAAUUGAAGUGGACACAAAAUAAAUUGAAGACUGAAUUAGAAGCUCAAAAAGAAAACCAACAGAAAUUAGAUAAAGCAAUGAUUCGGAUUAACGAAAUGAAAGAAGAAUGUGAGCAGGUACGUAAGGAAUCGCAUGAAACGAUUCGCAAAUUUCAGCAAUCUGAAGAAAACAAAGUAGUCACCUUGGACCAACAGCUCAAAGAGCAGCAAGCGCGUUUAAUUCUAGAACGCCACGUUACUGAAGACAAAGAAAUGUCCAGACUUCAGCUACAAAAAGAGGUGGAAACAUUGAAACAAAGGCAACUUGUAUUGAUCGAAGAAAAUAAUACACUCAGUUUAAAAGUUCAAAACCUAGAGAAAGAAAGAUUAAACUAUGAAAAUAACUUAAGCAAUUUAAAAGUAAUUGCUGACCAAAGACAGAAAGAAAUUGUUGAUUUAGUUGGGAAAGUAUCUCAACUUGAAACUUUGAAAUUGCAACUGACACACAAAGAGCAGUUGUUGUCAUCAAAUGAUGCAGAAGUCGAAAGACUACGUCAAUCAAACACGGAGUUACAGGCUGACAUGGAAUGGUGUCGUGAGCGUGAAGCACAUAUGUUGGAUUUUACCCAAAAGCUGACGGAUAAAAAUGUUCGUCUACAAUCUGAGUUUACUGCAAUUGAAGCUAAGAAUGAACAGUUGGAAUUGGAACAAGGUCCCUUGCAUGAUCAAAUCAAAGAACUCUCUGCUAAAGUGAAAUUACUGGAAGUCAGUUUGUCGUCAGAAAAGAGUAAGAGAACAGAAGAAUGUGAACUCUUGGCUAGACACGUGGCUGAACAAACACAACUCGCUCGGAAUUUAGCCCAAAAAUUAGAAGAUAGUCAAGGAGAAAACGCAGUCCUUCGAAGAAAACAACAAAUUUCUGUUAAAGAAAUGACAAAAGAAUUACAGAUGUGCAAAAAAAGAUUAGAUGCAUAUGAAAGUGGCUCACCGAGUAACUCUCUAGACCAAAUCUCCCGAACUGCUUCUAAUUCAUCGUUGAGCACGGGUGAAACACUUAAUGGUGCUGUAUCCGAUAAUAGUAAUAGUGGAGAUCAUACAUUACAGUCUACCGAACCAGACAGACAAACUUUGAUAGAUAGAAUAGUAAAAUUACAAAAAAUUCGUGUUAAACAGGCCGAGAAGUUGGAUUUCUUGGAAGAACAUACCAGAACAUUACUCAACGAAUUGCAGAAGAAAUCAAAAAUUAUAAAAAAUUAUAUUCUGCAUGAAAAUCCGGAUGCAAUGGGUAGUAAUGAACGUGAUAGAAAUAAGCAUAUCAAAGGCAGACGCAAUGCUGCUGAGCUAGCUAGACAUGGUGGUAUUAUGGCAUCGGUAUAUAAUCAACGAGUUUCUGAUGAUAAUAUGACACUGGAGCUGUCUUUAGAAAUAAAUCAGAAAUUGCAAGCUGUACUGGAAGAUACAUUACUUAAGAAUAUUACUUUGAAGGACAGCAUUGACACAUUGGGUGGAGAAAUUGCACGGCUUACCAUACAGAACAAGCCAAGACAGUGAAAUUUGAAAAAUCGUAUUUGUCCUCGGAAUGACAGUGAACAACACUGUGAAGUGAAAAUCUUAGCAAUGCUGCUAACCCCGAAUGACCGUAUUCUGGUGCUAAAAAUUUUCUGGAUAAAACCAGAACCAUAGAUUUCGAAAAGUGAUUCAGCGGUUGCCCUACUCUAAAAUGGCAAUUCACUAAUUGCCAUAAAGUAAUUUUACAGCGUGGUCAAAGUACUACAUCUAGUCACGAUUCUCGUUAUUUAUGGCGGAGUAUAAAUAUUUCACACUUAACCAGUAUUUUGUUACCAUGCAGGGACGGCAGAAUGUAUAUUUCUGAGGUGCAGAGCUGAGUGUAGGUGUGUGGCUUAAUUUGGACUAGCAUAAAAUAACACUGUUAAACUUUUCAGUCUGUCCUAUACAAAGUACACUUUUAUUUCACUUUGAUAUACCGAAAUUUGCUUUUCUGCAGUUGUUAAGGUUGAUGAAUUCGUUUAUCAGAAGAUCAAGAUCUAAUUCUUCAGGUCUAUCUUAGUGAAUAUGGAUUAUAGAUACAUCGUCCAAGUGAUCUUGCAGCAUCGUUGAUAUUCAAGUAAUUGAAACAAAAGUGAAUUUUUUGAAACUACAGAUAUCUGCGGUAUGGAAUUCCACACCUACUGAAUUUUGAGGUGUGGAGUGCUCCACACCUACCAUAGUGGCUAAGCCGCCCCUGUUAACAUGAAAAUGAAAGGUUGCUGGAGUCAACCGUGAUGCAUAUAAUUUUUAAUAACUGUUGAGAUUUUUCGAAAUACCCUAUCAGACUCAAUGCAAUAUGAUUUGGAGAAAAAUAAUUAAGUGUCGUAUUAGAACUUUUAGAAUCAGGAGUACCGAUUUAUUUUAGAUGCCUUUAUUUGUAUAAAUUUUGUUUUGUUAUAUUAAUUUUAUUUAUUAGUUUUAUACUCAAAUUUUUCUAUAUAUAACCAGUAAUGAAUUAAUAAUUGAUGCCCAUAAUAUUUUUUGAUCAGGGUAUAAAUUUGUUAACCUCUUACAUUCCAAAAUUUACCGUUACAGAAAUAUACGUAUGCUGUCACAUUGCAGUAACUUACACGAUAAAUCAAAUUACGUAAUUGAAAUUGAGCUUAUAAAAUAUGUAUAUUGCGCUGUACUUAGGUAAAAUAAAUAUAUAUGUACAUACAUAUUGAAGUAUGUGUGAUAGCUACAAAAUUGUAGACAGCGGUGUAAAUCCUUUGUAAGGACGAAAACGAAUACUGCAAGAUCGAUGAAAGUGUCCGGUAGUUAAUUUCAGAACGGAAUAAAAUUAAAAAUUUUACUGCUUACAUAUAUUUUAUCGAACAUGUUAUAAUUGUUACUGGUUGUAAUAUCCUUGCAAAUAAUGCACCGACCUGGGAUACUGCUUAACAAACUUAAAAAAGAUGUACUAUGCAUACGUAUGUGUAUAUUGAAAAAAGUAAUACGUGAAUGAAGUAUUUUCAAAAAUGUA